Entelurus aequoreus (snake pipefish) is the source of this 2751-nucleotide messenger RNA. RefSeq lists its product as uncharacterized. The record is from RefSeq and is a predicted model, not a curated record. The transcript has 6 exons. NCBI's taxonomy places the organism in Eukaryota, Metazoa, Chordata, Actinopteri, Syngnathiformes, Syngnathidae. Bases 1 to 2751 code for a protein of 916 amino acids.
AUGUGCAAACAGCUGCGAACCAAGUUUCUUGGCAAACCAGAGGUUGGGACCGCUCGCUCAGCCUAUCAGGAGGAAUUGGAGUGUUUGUCCGCGGUGAGCAGCUACUGUGACGUCCGCGCAGGCUGGCCGGGUCAUGAGGAGAACUCUUUGUGCGUCCUGAGUCCGAACUGCCAGCUGUACCUUUGUGACGCCGACUGCAGCACUGACAGUAGCUGUCUCGAGCAGAGUGACGACCGAGAGCCGAGGGGCUCCGGCAGUGCAGAGGACGACUAUCCCCCCCUGAGAAUGACUCGACUUGACCCGCCACCUCACCGACCCACGCCCCGUGCCUGGAUGGAGGAGUCCCGGAGCAUCGACGGCUUCAGUAAGCGCUCAGGGUUCAAAGAAGACAAAGAGAAGCGAGAAAGUGGCUACUUCUCCUUAGGGAGGGCAACAAGUGCCCAUUCUCUACGUGAUAACAGCCCACAUGGGCCAUUUCGCUAUUUUGAGAGAGGACAUCCGGUCUUUAGCAGCAAAAACAUUGAGCCCAAAGAUACGAUCCCCUUUAGAAAUCCUAAUCUGGGUGUGGCCUCUGAGAGGCAGGUGCCAGAGGUUCUGGAGAGCGAUCUGCCUGUGGAAAUCCCUCCUCUAGACCCCUAUGGCAUUGCUGUUGAGGUGGAAGCACAGCUCGGCCCUCGUUCUCCGAGCCCGACUCCUUUUAAGAUAGCUGAGUCUCUAGCCUCGACGAGACCAAAAGGUUACACCAGGUCGUACGACAGAGGAAACCCUAAUUACAAGUCUUCCCAUCAACAGUCAGGGCGCUUUGAUUCCUCAAGGCUAAGCUCAGCUCUACAAUCUCGCUCUUCUUCCCCUGCACGUGGAAACUCUUUAUUGAGGGGUGGUGAGUUUCCUUCCGCCCUCAGAGGGCAUCCUCUUGAUGGUGCAGAGUGGUCCAAGGGUAUGGGCUCAAGAUCAAGAGGCUCCUUGCAAGCAGCACAUGGGCGAGGUGUAGAAUCUGGGACUUUGCCCAGAAACUUUCAAUCAUUCGCUGGUUCAGUCAAAUCCCAAUCCAAUACAAUCUCUGAUUUUCGAAAUGCCUUACGAAAAACAGAGGUAAGUGGUUCGCACAGUGGUCAUGGUCCUAAUAGCAGGAGCUCCUCACCUGUCAUAAUGUCACUCUGCCCAACUGAAAACAGAAGCAGUUCUUUGCACAGGCUCAACAAUCGUACAAGCUCUCCAUCUCGGAGACCUUCAGAGAGUCGUUAUGACACUCGUGGGUCUUCACCGCCAAGAAGAGCUUCCAGUUCAUUUUGCCAAUCUGGUCUUCGUAAAUCAGAUUCCAUGACAUCACUGGAUGAACGAAGUCAUCAUGGACGAUGCGGUUCCCCGAUAAGAGAAGGUUACGACAUUGAGAGUCAGGCUCUCCUGCGAAACCUAACAGCAGGAAAUGCACGUAAUAGUCAAGAGGACAAAAACACUACCACGUCUCCGACCAGACUUGGUUAUGACGCAUCAAGUCAACCGAAACUUCACAAGAAAGAAUUCAGUACAACUGGUCGCAGUCAACAAAGUCCUGAAAGAAGGUCCUUUAAAACUCCUGGUCAGUAUUCACUUAGAAAAAAUGAAAAUAGCAGCGCUUCAUUUAAUGGUCCUCAAAGUCGAAAUACUUCUCCUUCAAGGAGAAGUUAUGAAGCUCCCACUCAGUCUAUCCUUCGUAAAUCCGAACCAAAAGCCCGGGAUAGCCAUAUAUCUUCAUCAUCAAAGCAACGCUACAGUGCACCUCACCAGACCUUGUUUUAUAAUAGUGAACUUAGCAGCUCUCCAAAGGGGAAGAACCACAACAGCUGUAACGCUUCCCUGUCUCAAAAUGCCACCGGUGAGUCUCCAGGCCACUCCGUCCUCAGAAAUUCCACCAAAGGAAACGCCAGUCGUUCAUUGCACAGAAGAAACGAUUACUCAAAAUCGGACCCCAAUCACUCGCCACGUUCCUGGCGGCAAUCAGCACAUUCGCUGCGCAGUUCCUCGUUAUCCCGCGCUGCUUCUCCUGCCCUGCAGAAUGCAACAGGCAACAGAACGCCCUCCAACACCUUACAAACGCAGAGAAGCCCUGGUAGCGUUAGAGCUCGGGUCAGAGGACAAAGCCUUGAAAACCAAUUUCCUAGGGACAGCCCUGGUAGCGUUAGAUCUCAGGUAAAAGGACAAAGCCUUGAAACCCAAUUUCCCAGGGACAGCCCUGGUAGCGUUAGAUCUCAGUUAAGAGGACAAAGCCUUGAAAACCAAUUUCCCAAGGACAGAGGACCUUGUGACCGUGCACGGAGCCCUUCACCUACACUCCAGAUUAAAAUGCAAAGCCAUACCUACUCACAGAGCUCCAUGGAUUCCUCAGAAUCAGGCCAGCUGUCAGUAGUGGCCACAGAUAGGAACAAGGGAGAAUAUGCCAGGAUUGCUGACCUGCCCAAGGUAAAGAUUAUUCAACAGCAGGAGGACAGUAGCUACAUGGACAUUCCUCAGAAUCAUCAGCGUUCCCGGAGACAGGAACUCUUCAAACCAGCCAGCCACUCCCUCACCAAUCAUCCCUUCAGAGCCUGGGAAGACACUGGAGAAACUGACAAGGAACGCUACUAUGGUGGCAGUGGGUAUCUAUCGCGGGCUCACUCCUCUACUUCCUUGCAGAGGUCUUGCAGUCCCACUGUGGACGAGGGCGUCUUCUGGAACGAGAGUCAUCCCAAACCAGCGCCAAUGCAGGUACACUAUAUGGGUUCUCUGUUCUAG